This is a messenger RNA of Rasamsonia emersonii CBS 393.64, 516 nucleotides long. RefSeq lists its product as uncharacterized. NCBI's taxonomy places the organism in Eukaryota, Fungi, Ascomycota, Eurotiomycetes, Eurotiales, Trichocomaceae. The coding region runs from base 1 to 516 and encodes 171 amino acids. The transcript has 2 exons. The record is from RefSeq and is a predicted model, not a curated record.
AUGGGCGAAAUAGGCGAAUACUGGCGCGACGUCAAACAGAAUCGCCGAAAGCGCAAGCGCGAGGAUCCGCAACGGCGUCGAUGCUGGGACUGGAUCGUCUCGACAGGCACUAGCUGCCACUACGCCAAGAACCGGUCCAUGUUCACGACAUACCGUCGCGUGCCGCCGGGCAUCGUGGACAAGCCGAAGGUGAUUGGCAUAGGGACGGUAGAGCUUAGGGUGCCACACAGUCCCGGCGACACGCAGCCUCCGAAUGUGCUGGUCUUGAAGGACUUCCUGCACGUACCGGACGCGGUGUGCAAUGGCUUCAACCCGAUGUUCCUGGGCGGCCGCAGUCAUUUUGGCAAGGAUGUCUUGCAGACCAGGGAUGAUUCCGACCGGCCGACAUGGUACGCCACGUUUUAUCCGGGCAAGAACCUUUAUCGACUGGCCAUUGCCGGAAUCCGCAGGGAGAGACGUAUCUUGAAAAGAAAAGUUACUGCGUUGAAGCGUAUAAACAGGUCGACGGAGUCGUGA